Molecule: messenger RNA, 483 nt
Organism: Pelobates cultripes (western spadefoot toad)
Lineage: Eukaryota; Metazoa; Chordata; Amphibia; Anura; Pelobatidae
Source: the annotation of a GenBank genome assembly
AUGGUGCGGAAUUGUGCUGCACUCUACCGUGGUGCGGAAUUGUGCUGCACUCUACCGUGGUGCGGAAUUGUGCUGCACUCUACCGUGGUGCGGAAUUGUGCUGCACUCUACCGUGGUGCGGAAUUGUGCUGCACUCUACCGUGGUGCGGAAUUGUGCUGCACUCUACCGUGGCGCGGAAUUGUGCUGCACUCUACCGUGGUGCGGAAUUGUGCUGCACUCUACCGUGGUGCGGAAUUGUGCUGCACUCUACCGUGGUGCGCUGCACUCUACCGUGGUUGUGCUGCACUCCACCGUGGUGCGGAAUCGUGCUGCACUCCACCGUGGUGCGGAAGCGUGCUACACUCCACCGUGGUGCGGAAGCGUGCUACACUCCACCAUGGUACGGAAGGGUGCUGCACUCCACCGUGGUGCGGAAUUGUGCUGCACUCCACCAUGGUGCGGAGUUGGUUAAUUUCAAGACACACAUCUCUAACAUGCUAUGA